This is a messenger RNA of Suillus fuscotomentosus, 1561 nucleotides long. RefSeq lists its product as uncharacterized. Bases 292 to 1353 code for a protein of 353 amino acids. The record is from RefSeq and is a predicted model, not a curated record. Lineage: Eukaryota; Fungi; Basidiomycota; Agaricomycetes; Boletales; Suillaceae. Gene Ontology annotation, molecular function: protein binding. The transcript is spliced from 8 exons.
CUACAUAAUGACACUCAACCCAAUCACCUCAAUCUCCAAAAAAUAAUACCAUGACUCUGGUAAUUCUGUUCAAGUGUCCUCGGGUUUUGAAACCCUAAGUCUUCCCUGCAAUGGAGAGAUAAAAGCACUGUCGACCCCCGACCCUCCGUAGCUUCACUUCUCUCCGUCACUGGUUCUGACGGUAUUUGCUGGUAUAACAAAUCAGUGUAAGGUUCGCCUAUUCCAUUCGCGCCCACACGCGAACCAUAAAGGCCCUUCUUUUUGGUCAAAAUAAUCCAUCAGACCGAGGCCAUGGAAUCAGAGACACCACGCGUAUCAUUCAUCUCCAUCGUAGACUUCUCGGAGGAUGCUCGCUGGUUGUUCCUUACUGAAUCAGUCUCCGACCUGCUAGGCUUUGAACCCCGCGAGCUAAUAGGCCGCCCUGCUUUGGAGCUUGUACAUCCAGACGAGUUCUCUCAGGUAAAGCAGAUGCACUAUGAUACUAUCCGCGAAGACAAAGCCGCUGCUCUGGCAUAUCUUCGAUUAAAGCAUAAAGAUCCCUUCAAAGGAUACAUCCUUUGUGCGGUCUCUCGGACCGUCGUGCACAGCGUUCUGGUAGGCAGCGUAUCCUUUGCCACACCAGGUGGAAAGGCGCUCCAGAAUACAUCCACUGCACAAGAAGUUGAGGUUGUCACGCCUUCUGCGAAGAACUUUGAGCUUAGGCGAUGGGGCGACCCAUCACCGAUGACGUCUAGUCCUAGUACACCCGACCUCGCUUCACGGGCUGCCUGCGCUUCCACAGACUCGGAUACCAGUGAUGCGUCAUCAAGCCGCAGCCGAAGCAAGAAACCAACAAUAAUUAGUUUCAAUCCGCUGCCCUGCCAGUCCCCAAGGUCGGCACUUAUCCUUGACCGGUUCUCGAUUCAUUGCACGGUCCUCUACUGUUCCAAUGACCUUCUCCUGUCAACUACCAGGGUUCUGGGUAGGAGUUUCUUCGAUUUUGUCACUAGUCGCACAGAACAUAGCGUGCGCAGCUGGAUCGAUGUCAUUAAAUCAUGGGGCGUCAACGAUCGAGGGCAACCGAGCGAUGGCGGCUUCGGUUUUGGUAAAUUUGUGCUGUUACUUGCUGGCAGAAAUUCAAGGGGUGAAAAUGAGCAAGAUACGCCGCUAUCGCGGCGCAGACUCGGAGACGCAAGAAUCAAUUACCGAAUGCCGUCAAGCCCACGUUGCGCCUCCCAUUCAUCGCCCGGGACGUCAUCCCGUUCACGGCCACCAUCUUCAUCAUCCUCUGAUCAGGAAAUUUCUGUUGACGCUAUUUUCUCUGGCCACUCGGACGGAAUUUUACUGGUACUUCGGCCAACUUCAAAAGUAUGAUUUCGGGCAUCUACGUAUUUUCUCUCUCACCAUUCUCUCUGCACGUAUAUCGUGUGAUUGUGUUUUUGAUACCAUGUUUACCUUCGUUCGUCUGUACACUUUUUGUUGUGUCUUUUUGUUUUCCUGAUGUACCAUUUGAAUGCGUCUAGUGCGUCGCAAUUUGGAGUUCAUAAUUUAUUCUCGCGGAGCCUUCACUGCGAUAACUUCC